Messenger RNA from Saccostrea echinata, 1088 nucleotides. RefSeq lists its product as uncharacterized. Bases 410 to 1057 code for a protein of 215 amino acids. The record is from RefSeq and is a predicted model, not a curated record. Lineage: Eukaryota; Metazoa; Mollusca; Bivalvia; Ostreida; Ostreidae. Gene Ontology annotation, cellular component: extracellular region. Gene Ontology annotation, molecular function: insulin-like growth factor binding. Gene Ontology annotation, biological process: regulation of cell growth; regulation of signal transduction. The transcript is spliced from 4 exons.
GCCCAACACUCACACAACAGGCAGAGAGACCAAAAAUAUUCAAUAAAUCUCUUCAAGUAGCCGCGAUGAUUUUGUGAAUCAAAUUUGUCACACUUGGAAUUUAUUACAUCCAGAAAAUGAACAGCUUGGUGAACCUAUUGGUCCAUCACAGUACAGUAAACACGCCCAGUUGUAGUACAUUAAUGAAAUGUCCCCCACUCAGCGUGUGGGUGGGCCUAAGUCUUUAUCAAUGGAAAUCAUUUGUUCUUUUUCGGAAAAUUAACUUCAAACACUCUAAUCAGGACGUGCCAGCCAUUUUAUCUUUGAUGAUGCGACUUCAGAAACUUGGUCCAGACAUUUCUUUGUGACGGUCCCAGCCUAUAGUCAGUGUCAGUGGAUACAUUCCUAUCAUAGGAGCCACCGUGGAGGCAUGGUGGUGCUCGGUUCACUCUUACACCCAGGAAUUUUCAUGGUGCUAGUGACUCUAGGGUCGGGACUACAAUGCCCCGCUUGUGAACGCAUACACUGUAGUCCCCGGAAACCCUCCCAGUUGACUUGUAAAGGUGGUACCAGCACGGGGAUAUGUGGAUGCUGUCCCACCUGUGCUAAGGUGAUGGGGGAGCGAUGUGGAGGGGAUUUUAAUUACCUUGGUAAAUGUGAUAGAGGACUUUACUGUCAAAUUCAGGACCCUCAGAAAUUCACAGACCGUCAACCCGAAGGAAACUGUGUCCUAGUUCCCUCACAUAUACAAGAUGCUCCGAAGCCUCAUCAGAAAUGCCGACCAAAAUGUUCGCCAAAAUUUUGCCGGGAACACCCCAGAGCAAUAUGCAGUGCUAUCAAAGUAGCGGACCAAUCACGUGACUGCCAAUUUCCUUGUCAGCAUACUUCCUGUCAGGCCUGUAGAUUCAUAGCGGAACCAAAAUGUAAAUCAUGUCUAAAAGACGACUUCCGGUGUCUCAAGCGAUACGGAAAGUGUGUCAAACGUCAGUAUUGUACAAAGAGGAAGUUCCCAUGUCGAAAACAAUAUAAUAAAAAACAGGAAGGACGAUUUCAGUGUGGUGUGCCAAGUUGUUCAUAGGGAAAUGACACUACAACGUUAUGAACUCAGG